AUUAUUAUUAUUAUUAUUAUCUUUCUUACUAAAGAACAACAACAACAACAAAAUUUACAGAAAUAGGAAUAGCCUAAGAAUGCAGGUGAUGUAAAUACAGGAAACUUAACAUGAAUAUCUCCCAAGAGAACGAAAAUACUUCAUUUGAGGAGCAUUGCUUAGACCUUAACAAAGACUUAGGUCCAUUUCAGUUUUACACCUGGGGUAUCGGCUCUAAUAUCAUUGCAAUCACUGGUAUCUUACUGAAUAUCUUCGCCAUCGCAGUACUGACUCAACCUCGGAUGCGCUCCUCCACAGCCGUAUACCUCAUUUCACUGGCCGUAUAUGACAACGUCGUACUUCUUUCAAUGAUCAUUAAUUUCGCCAUACCAACUAUAAACACCAACGAGGCCUUCAAUGAUACAUAUUCGUUCAUGUACAGCUACCUCCAGCCGAUAGCUUACCCCAUCGCUCUCAUUGCACAAACAGGUACAAUCUACACUACAGUUGGAUUCACAGUGGAACGUUACGUAGCCGUUUGUAGACCUUUACAGGCAGCUAAUAUAUGCACGAUGAACAGAUCCAAGAAAGCGGUCUUGUGUAUUCUUUUAGGCUCAAUUAUGUACAAUAUACCUCGAAUGUUUGAAUUCGAAACGAAAACUGAAUGGAAUUCUCAAUACAACCACACACGACCAACUUAUAGUACCACAGAACUUGGCAAGAACAAAAUCUACAAAGAAGUCUAUUUCAUUUAUUUAAAUCUCCUUGUGAUGUUUUUGAUGCCUUUUACAUUACUUACCUAUCUUAAUACUUGUUUAAUUAAUGCUAUUCGCACAUCGCGCAAGUCUCGAAUGCAAAUGAGCUCUUCAGCUGUGAAGGAAAACAACAUGACAAUCAUGCUAAUAUCCGUUGUUGUAGUAUUUCUAGUUUGCCAGCUUCCAUCAAUUGCUGACAAUAUCCUCUGGACGGUACUUAAGAACAAUCAACAAAACUGCAGUGCCGCUUACAUAAAGUUCACCACGAUCAGUAACUUGAUGGUAGUUUUUAACUCAGCCUGUAAUUUUGUUCUCUAUUGUCUCUUUGGCAAAAAAUUCAGGCGUGUUUUCAGCAAGUUAUUCUGUAGUAGAUUUCGUCGCUCGACAGUCCGGUAUCAGUUUCGACCAGAAUCAACCACUUUAGUUUCUCACAUACGUGACAAUACAACAAAACUUUAUCACAUACAAGGACAUCAUGAAAUGGAAAGUACGUCAGUUUGACAAACUAAAGCAAUAAUACAUUUGCUCUAGA
Messenger RNA from Octopus bimaculoides (California two-spot octopus), 1266 nucleotides. Its product is annotated as FMRFamide receptor. Gene Ontology annotation, biological process: G protein-coupled receptor signaling pathway. Gene Ontology annotation, molecular function: G protein-coupled receptor activity. Gene Ontology annotation, cellular component: membrane. NCBI's taxonomy places the organism in Eukaryota, Metazoa, Mollusca, Cephalopoda, Octopoda, Octopodidae. The record is from RefSeq and is a predicted model, not a curated record.